AUGGUCAGCCACCACCUGUGUUCUGCCCGGGGCACCAGGCAUAAGCUACAAAGCAAUCUGCAGAUGGCUGCUUCUUUUGCUGGGCUUGAAGGUGCCCAGGCACAGCCAAGCUGUGAACCAAGGCUGGUUGCUGCUAGUGCCAGACCUGAGGCCACUCAGCAAGAGACCUUGUGUUCAGCUCUCCCCUUUGAUUUUUUGCUUGCAGGCCAGAAGCGAACUCCUAGAAGAGGGGAGCAGCAAGGAUGGAAUGAUAGCCGGGGGACAGAGGUGACGCUGGAUAGAGCAGAGCGGAGAUCCUACAGGGAAUAUCAACCCUAUGAGACCGAGAGGCAGGCGGACUUUACAUCUGAGAAGGUUACAGAAGAAAAACCGGUUGACAGAUUUGAUCGAGACAGACCCCUGAGAGGACGGGGUGGUCCCAGAGGGGCCCUGCGGGGCAGAGGCCGAAGUGGUCCCGGGAGCAGAGCUUUCGACCGUUUUGACCAGAGAGGGAAACGGGAAUUUGAGAGAUAUGUUGGGAAUGAUAAAAUAGCAAUGAGAACUGAAGACAACAUGGGUGGAUGUGGAGUUCGCACCUGGGGAUCCAGUAAAGACACCAGUGACGCGGAACCAACUGAGCCUUCGGAGGAGCCCCUUGUGGUGGAGGAGCCGCCGGACCCCCUGGAGGAGGGGUCUCCAGCCAAAGUUCCUGAGUUGGAGGUAGAAGAAACUCAAGUUCAAGAGAUGACGCUAGAUGAGUGGAAAACUCUUCAAGAGCAGACCAGACCAAAGCCUGAGUUUAACAUCCGGAAACCUGAGUCCACGGUCCCUUCCAAAGCAGUGGUGAUACACAAGUCCAAAUAUAGAGAUGAUAUGGUAAAGGACGACUGUGAGGAUGAUGCCCAUGUUUUCAGGAAGGCGGCCAAUGACAUCACGUCGCAGCUGGAGAUUAACUUUGGUAACCUCCCUCGUCCCGGGCGCGGAGCCAGAGGCAGCACUCGGGGAGGCCGGGGAAGGAUCAGAAGGGCAGAGAACUACGGACCCAGAGCAGAAGUGGUGACCCAAGACGUUGCUCCAAACCCCGAUGACCCUGAAGACUUCCCUGCUCUGGCGUGAGGGCCCGUUUCCCUGGCAGCCUGGAGCAGCACUGGCAUACCUGCGAAGAGACUUGUCUUGCUGUGGGGAAGAGACUCUAAGGACAAUAGAUGUUGCUUUUCCCCCUUUA
This is a messenger RNA of Miniopterus natalensis, 1204 nucleotides long. Lineage: Eukaryota; Metazoa; Chordata; Mammalia; Chiroptera; Miniopteridae. The record is from RefSeq and is a predicted model, not a curated record.